Messenger RNA from Cuscuta europaea, 1748 nucleotides. NCBI's taxonomy places the organism in Eukaryota, Viridiplantae, Streptophyta, Magnoliopsida, Solanales, Convolvulaceae. The record is from the annotation of a GenBank genome assembly.
ACAUUCAAGGAAAGUGGGAAAUUGUUUUUGGUACGGAGGAGUAAUUCAAUAGGCUAUGGGUGAAUAUAUGCUCAUUCCUCUUUUAAGCAGAAAAUGAAACCCUAAAGUGAAUCGGAUGCAAAAGCUCAGGGAAAAGCAAGGCUAACGAGGUACAAGUUUUGGUCGUUAGCAUGGAAUUAAACGGACAAAAAUCAUCCGGGGAUCAUUUUGAUACUAACGGAGCAUUUCGCAGGCUGUCUUCCGACGCAUCCAAUCGGAAAUAUAGGCGUCGGUCUCCAGUUGGUCGUAAAGGUUCAACCGAUGGCUUAAUAUUAAUAAUGCAUUUUCCUUCAAAUCUCUUAAGCUUGCCUUUUACUCGUGAUAAAGUUGGGGAUUCUGGUAUCGUUCUCUGAUGAUUAUUUGAAGUGAUUCCAUCUUCGUUUGCUAUAUGUGAGCUGUUCUGUUAAUGGGUCGUAGCUCCUCCAGGUAGCCCUGUCCGUAGUAGGACUUCCAGUCUAUCUCCAACACGGAAGAAUUCUGAGAAAAAUGGCGAUAUUGAUCGCAGAAGGACAGAUGAUGAAAGAGAUUCCGGAACUAGAGAUAAGAGACAUUCCAAUAACCAAUCUUCUAGAAGUUCUCAUAGACGCACUGCAUAUGAUGAUGACUAUGCGCGGCAUGGCACAAGUCAUAAUGAUGAAAAUAGGGACUCUACAAAAUCUUCCCAUUCAUUUAGGAACUCCAGAGACAAACAUUAUCUGGAUCACUCAAGCAGAAAUGUUGAUCACCGAUCAAGAGACUAUCCACAUCAUGUUGACAAACACUACCGAGACAAGUAUGAUGGAAACAGGGAUAUGGGAAGAGAAACAUCGUACCAUGAGAAUGUAAAGCAAAGAAGUAAAGAUUCAGUGUCCGAUAGAGUUGGGUCUAGUAUGGCACAUAGUGCCAAGGAAGGGGACAUGUAUAAUGAGUAUAGAGAAAGUAAAAGUGAGAAGACGGACCACAGGAGAGAUGAGAAGUUUUCUUCUAGCAAAGACGAGGUGUUUGUGGCUAAGAGGUCUAAGUUUGAUAUCAUUGACGUGGAGACAAAGAGCGGAAUAGAUGAUGAAAAACAUUAUUCAAGUCCAAAGCAGGGUGAAGUUUCUUCGGAUCAGGGAGUCAAAGACUCUGAUAUAGAUGCUGCAAAAGUUGCUGCUAUGAAAGCUGCUGAAUUAGUUAAUAAGAACCUUAUUGGAACUGGUUGCUUGACUGCUGAUCAGAAGAAGAAGCUAUUAUGGGGAAACAAAAAGAGUAGUUACAAAUCUGAAGAGUCUGCUCACUGCUGGGACACAUCAACAUUUGGUGAUCUAGAAAGACAAGAAAAAUUUAACAAACUCAUGAGUCUGAGGGUGUAUUGGUGGUACCUAUGGGGAAUUGUAGGGAGUGAAGGGCAAUACCAGCGUGGAGCACAAACCACCAGGUGGGGUCGUCCCCGAAGCUGCUGUAGAGAAGCAGAGGGAGCAGCAGUUGCAGAUAGACUUGGAGAGACAAUAUACUGCCGGACUUCGUCGAAGAGAUGGGCGUACUGUUGGAUUAGGCCUUUAAGAAUAUGUUUUGAGCGCCUUAUCAUGAGGUUCAUCAAGAUCACAGUCACUUUGGUAGUGUCUUGCAUGACGUUCUACUUUUCUUCUGGGUUUGCUGGAUAUAAGUUUUAUUUAAACGGGUGUUUAAUGUUUCCCUAUGGGCUCGGCUUGCAGUGUAUUUGGAAAUUUAUAAAUGAUCUUUACAGAAAA